Orbicella faveolata is the source of this 2308-nucleotide messenger RNA. RefSeq lists its product as uncharacterized. The record is from RefSeq and is a predicted model, not a curated record. NCBI's taxonomy places the organism in Eukaryota, Metazoa, Cnidaria, Anthozoa, Scleractinia, Merulinidae.
UUUUGUCGGCGAGAGGCUUCAGGCGAAGAUGUCGCUCUCAAGCAUCAUUAGAAACCAAGGCAAUGAGUAUUUUCGUCAAGCUUGCCAAGGCAAAAACCUAGGCCUUCAGAAAACAAGGGAGUUAUAUGAACAAGCGUUGGCUCGCUACUACCAAGCGAAGGAGAAGGCCGAAAAUCAGGACGACGAAUCUUCUGCCGCGAAGAACAUCGGCAAAGCGGCAUGGAGGAUAUCAGGUGUUCUGGCACAGAAGAUGGAUGGAUUUCAAAUCAUUCUUCACUAUCAGCACGAAGCAGUCAAAGGUUUAUGCGCCGCGUACAAUCGAAGCGAGGAUUGCAAAUCGGUACAGUGGCGAAGCGAAGUUCUAGGAACACUGAACCUUUGUUUACAAGAAGUGAUCGAUUCGUGUGAUACAUUUCCCACCGACAUGAAGAUUUAUCAAGUCGAGAGGCUCGUUUCUCUCACAACAGUGGAUAGAGCCACAGCAGAUCUACACUUGAAGUUGGCCAGCCUCUACUUCCACGACGGAGCCACCAGACUUCAGGAUGGCGACUACAAGACGUGCCUUUCUCGUAUGCGAGAUUGCUAUCGCCCCAUCGAAGAAGUUAAACGUCUAGCUCGUGUUACCGAAGAUGAACUCGACGAUCUUUUGAGUGAAAGUGAAUCCUUGGAGCAAGAUGUAUUCUAUCACUCAUGUUCUGCUUCAUCUAUGCAGGCUCGACAUCAUGGAGACCAUCUUCUCACUGUGGCCUUGCAGGACGUGGAAGAACUGGACAUGACCUUGGUUUUUGAGGUCAUCGACUGGUACAAGCAAGCUGUUGUUCUCGCAAGAGAGAUUGAACUAGAACAGGAAGCGAUCGCGGAAAGCAGACUGGGAGUUGUCUAUGAUAAGGUGUUAAAGCUAACACACCGUGCCAAAACGUACUUCAAUCACACUUUGCAGCUGGUUGAGUCCAUGAAGCCUCGUGUAUUUACAUCGCAUGACUGGUACAAGGAAUGCGUCGCCACCCUACAGAGAUACCAGGAAGAAGUGCGACAACGAGAUGAGGAGGAGAAGAGAAAAGUACGAGCUAAGUAUCUAGAGGAACUGUCAGAAGAGUUAGCAGAUAUCAAGAAAAACAACACCACUGCUAUUGCUCUGAUAAAACAUGUCUACACUAACUAUCCUCCAAAAACCUCUUCCUGGGAAAAACCAAGUGAUGAUGACAUGGCCAAAUGGGAUUCAAUGGAAUCAGGCACAAAGGAAUUCAAGAAGCUCCUUCUCAAGGCGUUGGCUGUUUUCCAUCCUGACAAGGUCGAUGAAAAGGAACAUGGAAUGAAGUGGAAGGUGCUAAGUGAAGAGAUCACAAAAAUGAUCACUAAUUACUAUGAAAAUACCAAGUUUGCAUGCUGAACUGUUAGAUAAAGUGACAAGAAUGCCACACCCCUCCCUGGAGGGCAACAAGAGGGGGUAGGGGAACUAAAGAAUAAAAGUGUCAGAAAGGUACUGAGGAGUUUUUAAGAGGUUUCAAUAUUUCAGGAGGUAAUAUACGUUCCUCCAUAUUUGUUUGUAGUUAAUGGUAUUCUUUAUAAUAUUGUGGGGUCCUUUAGAUUAAAUUUAAAAUUACUAGCUUAUACUUUUUUCUGAUAUGAUUAGAUUUAGAAAUUGCAUUUUCUCUUGUUUCAAACUUUCAGUGUCCGUCCGUUCCUUCCCCUAUAUGGGAGGAGUAGAUAUUUGUGGUAUUUUAGUAAAUGUUACUUAACUUGCAUCACUCUUUCUUUUUUGGUUAGCAAUUCACUUUCUGUACCCCCCUCAGACACUUCUGCUAUGUAGUUGACCCUGUCUCAUGAGGAGAUACUUAGUAGUGUCCCCUAAGAAACAAACUGGGACUAUGACUGAAUUCUUUGGUACAACAUAGUAAAGUUUCAGUUACUUUAAUUGUUAAUACUUACUCAGCAAUGUAUAAUUUUCUUUUAAGUGUUGACUGUAGGGACCUGUAGUUUUCAGAAUCUUCCAUGCUGACUUCUCUAUGAUAUCAAGUUUGUUGUGGUUUGUGAGGUGUGCAAUGGGGGAGGGGAGGGUAUCUUCCAUUUUUUAUCACUUUAUUGCUGAAAUUACUGGUACUGAUUUCAUGUAUUGGAUUAGCUAAUAACACCCAAUUAUGUAUCUUUGUUCCUACCAAUAUAAAAUUAAUGCGGCCAUUUAAUUUGUAACACUUCAUUGUUUGAUUUGAUCCAGAAUAUUGAUAGCGCUAUUAUAAGUUGGUAGCUUUUAGUUUUUAAUGCAGUUCCUGUUCAAGGACCAUAAUAAACAGAUAUGUCUUGUCAUUCC